This is a messenger RNA of Dovyalis caffra, 309 nucleotides long. Lineage: Eukaryota; Viridiplantae; Streptophyta; Magnoliopsida; Malpighiales; Salicaceae. The record is from the annotation of a GenBank genome assembly.
AUGGGUCCAAGGUUGUACAGCUGUUGUAAUUGUCGAAACCAUGUUUCACUUCAUGAUGAUAUAGUUUCUAAGGCUUUUCAGGGAAGACAUGGUCGAGCCUUUUUGUUCUCUCAUGCGAUGAACAUUGUCGUGGGACCUAAAGAAGAUAGGCAUCUCUUGACUGGUCUCCACACUGUUGCCGAUGUAUCUUGUGCCGAUUGUCGUGAGGUGUUGGGUUGGAAGUAUGAAAGAGCUUAUGAGGCGUCUCAGAAGUACAAGGAAGGGAAAUUCAUAUUUGAGAAGUUAAAGAUCGUUAAGGAGAACUGGUAG